Messenger RNA from Paramecium octaurelia, 857 nucleotides. Lineage: Eukaryota; Ciliophora; Oligohymenophorea; Peniculida; Parameciidae. The record is from the annotation of a GenBank genome assembly.
AUGAGUCCAAAAACAAAUAUUCCUUUGCUCAAUUUGACUAAGAUAAUAGUUGGAAUUGUGGCCUUUUCACAAGGAGUAUAGCAUUUAGCAGAUUUAUCAAUUUAAUAUUUAUACAAAGAUGAUUUUCAUGUAUCACCUAGUAAGAUGGGAGUAUUUAUUGGACUAUCAUAAUUACCAUGGUAUUUUUGUUAAUUAGUUAUCCAUAGGAUAAUUAAGCCUAUUUGGGGAAUAGUUUGUGAUUCCUUUCCAAUUUUUGGAUCAAAAAGAAAAGCAUAUAUUGUGUGCUGUGGUUUUUUAAGUUUUUUAGGAUGGCAAUUAAUGGCAUACAUUGGAGUUGAUAAUGUUUAUGUAGCUGUUACUUUACUUAUUAUGAUAUCAUCAUCUGUUUGCAUAUGUAACGUAGUUGGAGGUAAAAAUAUGUUGAACUGUAGAGGCUUUAAUGGUAGAAUAGUGUGCAAAUGAUCAUGCAGCAAAUAAUGUUUCAGUAUUCUUUGGAUUCAAAGCUGUAGGUGGGUUGAUUAGUGCAUAUUUUUCAGGAAUGUUACUUAUGUAUUUAACUAAAAAAUAAAGUAAUUUUUGAAAUGAGAAUUAGUAUUUAUAAUCAAUAGUUUGUUUCCAUUAACGAUGGCAUUACUUUCUUUGAAAUUGAAAGAGACUCAAUAAACUCAAUAAUCAUAAAAUCUAAAGGAAGUAUUGAAUAUUUUCUGGAAAUUCUUUUCUAAUCCUAAAAUUUAUUAGUAAAAGCUUAAUCUAAUUUAAGAGACCUGUAUUGUUAAUUUUAGCAUUCAUGAUGGUACCUUCAAGUAGUUCAAUAAUGUUUUAUUUCUAUACUGAAGUCUUGCAUUUCACUCCUAAAU